Rotaria sp. Silwood1 is the source of this 2551-nucleotide messenger RNA. The record is from the annotation of a GenBank genome assembly. Lineage: Eukaryota; Metazoa; Rotifera; Eurotatoria; Philodinida; Philodinidae.
AUGAUCUCGAUCAGUUUUAAUCGUAUUGAUCCGUUAUUUAUGUAUACACAAUUGCUAAAAGAAGCACUCUUGGAGAUCGAAGAUGACGAUGUCAAAUCGAUUAAAGAACUUGUUGAAUACUGUCGUCUUCAAAGCGAUGCUUCCGAAAAAACACUUGAAAAGAUCGAACAAGAAUAUCGUAAUCAUUCACCCAUUUGGUGGUACACAGGUCCAUAUUUUAUUUACUCAAUGCUCAAUUGUGGUCUUCGACAAAUGGAUGUCGAUAUUAUCCUGAAGAUGGGUUUCUUCAUUCGCCAUUUACAUAAUCAUAUUAAAGAAUUACAUUGCAAGCAACAAGACAAGGUACAAACAAAAUUUAAAGUCUUUCGUGGACAAGGUUUGUCCAUGGAAGACUUUGACAAAAUAAAAAAAAACAAAGGAGGACUUAUGUCCUUCAAUAAUUUUCUGUCGACAAGUCUCAAUCGUGAGAUUUCCCUGGAAAACUAUGCACAGCCAGCGACACAGAACCCCACUUCAGUUGGUAUUCUCUUCGUUAUGACCAUUGACACGACUAUUUGUACAAAUUCAUCGACACCAUUUGCCGAAGUAAGCAAAAUUGGCUUUUAUAAAGAUCAAGAAGAAGAAAUACUUUUUACAACACAUGUGAUUUUUCGUAUCGAUCGCAUUGAACGAAUUCACGAUAAUCAAUAUGAUCGGCUAUACCAAGUUAAUCUCACUAUUGUGGGUAAUGACAAUCAUGAAUUGAACAUACUUACAGCACAUAUACGUGAGGAACUUGGUGGCCGCACAGGAUGGUCUGGACUUGGUUUCAUACUUGUUAAAUUGGGUGAGCCUGCAAAAGCUGAACAACUCUAUCAGAUUCUCCUCGCAAAGGCGUCGUCUGAACAAGGUCGAGAGGACUACAAUAAUCAACUUGGAUGCGUGUAUAAAGACAUGGGAGAGUAUUCAAAAGCACUUUUAUAUUUCGAAAAGGCACUGAAUAUCAACGAGAAAAUUCUCUCUCCAAAUGAUCUCAAUUUGACUGGUUCCUACCACAACAUCGGCGAAGUGUAUAGAAACAUAGGCGAAUACUCGAAAGCACUUUCAUCGUAUGAACGAUCACUUGAAAUCCGUAAAAUAGCUCUCCCUCCGAAUCAUCCCGACUUGGCUGCUUCCUACAACAACAUCGGCGCGGUGUAUUAUAACAUGGGCGAAUACGCGAAAGCACUUUCAUCGCACGAACAAUCACUUGAAAUCCGUAAAAUAGCUCUCCCUCCGAAUCAUCCCGACUUGGCUACUUCCUACAACAACAUCGGUAAUGUGUAUAAUAACACGGGCGAGUACUCGAAAGCACUUUCAUCGUAUGAACGAUCACUUGAAAUCAAGAAAAUAGCUCUCCCUCCGAAUCAUCCCGGUUUGGCUAACACCUACAGCAACGUUGGUUUGGUACAUGAAAACAUAGGCGAAUACUCGAAAGCACUGUCAUUUCUGCAAAAAGGACUUGAGAUACGACAGAAAUCACUUCCGUCCAAUCAUCCUGCCAUUGCGCGGUCGAAAAGAAUCAUAGAAAAUGUAAAGAAGAAAAUGCAAUUUUUUUUAUUUUUAAAAUAGAAAAUAAACUGGCCAUCUUGAAACCUAAGCUCGUCGAAGCAAAGCAGCUGCAAAAUUUCGCGCACGCGCGACCAGAGAUACCCUACAUAUUCUGUUGGCUCGUACAGUGGACAAAGCCGGCAAUAGUUAGGCAAACAUACAUCGAUGUAUGUAUGAAUAGUACGACCAUGAUCAUCAUCUUCGAAAAGACGAUGACGAAAUGGACGCUUCUAUUCAUACAUACAUAGAUGUAUGCUAUGAAAGCCUACCAUGUGUAUGGGUCACCAACAGAACGUCGGAUAUCCCUGGGAAGGUUCAUUUGUUUUAGAGCCACCCUCAAAAGCUCCAUUAGUUAGAAAAUUAUUUUUGUUCUUCUGUUACGAAGAACGAGAAGAAGUAGAAACGGAAGAAAGAAAAGGUGUGAAAACGAAAAGACGCGAUAGAAGACGACGUCGACGUUACGGAGUGAUAAUACACAGCGCAUGAUAACAACCGGUGUUUGUGAAGCAAUGGAAUAUUGAGUGCACGAUACCUUUGUCGUCUUUAAACAUUUCAUGUUCAAUUCGUCUGUGUUUUCAUCUCGAAUGUGUAAAGAUAACUUAAAAUGUCGUGCACUCGCCUUUAUAGCGAACAAACGAUGAUUCAAUUAAACGGUGGAUAAUAACAAUAUGUUCGCCGUCAAUUUGAGUAAUAACUCAUCCGCUGGAUAUAUUACAAUACUGAUAAAGAAUAGAAAAAAAGGAAAGUUUUAAAUAUAUAUAUUUUUUUACAUUUUAUUAUGAUAUGUGAUGGUUACAUUAACAUUCAUGCUGAAAAAAAAAGAUUGCAUGGAAAAAAAAGAUGCCAUUUUUCACAGCACCUCUUUUUAAAUCUAAGAAGAAGAAGAAGAAGAAGAAUACUCCGCCUUUCGGCUACCUUGCGGUAUAGGGUGCUGCCCGAGGACAGUUUCGAGAAGCCCGAUAUUUUCCUACAUCUAUUACUA